Molecule: messenger RNA, 4265 nt
Organism: Helobdella robusta
Lineage: Eukaryota; Metazoa; Annelida; Clitellata; Rhynchobdellida; Glossiphoniidae
Exons: 32
Coding region: 13-4038 (1341 amino acids)
Molecular function (GO): 2 iron, 2 sulfur cluster binding; iron ion binding; xanthine dehydrogenase activity
Source: RefSeq, a predicted model, not a curated record
AAAUAUAACGUAAUGGAAGAUACCCUGGUGUUUUACGUGAACGGUCAGAAGGUCACCGUGACGAGGCCUGACCCAGAACUUACGCUGUUGACAUAUCUAAGGGACCACUUAAACCUGAAAGGGACGAAGUAUGGAUGCGGGGAAGGAGGGUGUGGAGCCUGUACCGUCCUCGUCACAAAAAUUGUCAACGACGUGCCAAAGCACAUGACAGUGAAUUCAUGCCUGGCUCCCUUGUGUUCCAUGCACGCUGCGGUCAUAACGACAGUGGAAGGUGUUGGCUCCGUCAGGACACAACUGCAUCCUGUUCAGAAAGUGAUGGCCACGAGUCACGGCUCACAGUGUGGCUACUGCACUCCAGGCUUCAUAAUGUCCAUGUACACCCUCCUUUGCAACAACCCCCGCCCACGUGUCCGUGACAUUGAAGAAUCCUUUCAAGGCAACUUAUGCCGAUGCACAGGCUACAGACCGAUAGUCCAGGGCUUCACGUCAACAUUCGCCACCGACGUCAGUUACCAUGGAAAAGAGGAUGAUGGAAGCAGCAACAGCAGUAGCAGCUGCUCUGGUAGCAACAACAAGAAGAAGGAUGCCAGCAAUGAACUGAGUGGAAGUAAUGAUGAAAAUGAUGACAAAUGUGAUGAACUCAGCAACGGAAGUGAAGAUAAACAAGAAACUUCAGUCUUGGAUUCUCAAUUCCUGUGUUUCAAAUCGAAGCACGUCUCUUGGUACCGACCCACAAAACUGUCUGACCUUCUUCAGCUCAAGGCCAAACAUCCCGAAGCAAAACUUGUCAUUGGGAACACGGAGAUAGGCAUUGAGACUCGUUACAAAAACAUGGAGUAUCCAGUGAUCAUCUCAUGCACGCACAUCAAUCAUGCGGCCACUGGUGAGGAAAAUGAUGACAACCGAAAAAUCUGGAUCGGUGCUUCAGUUACUCUGGACACUUUGGAGAAACUUCUUGAUGAAAAAAUUAAUUCACUGCCAGGAGAGAGAACGAGACUGUUUGUCGAGAUGAUGAAAAUGCUAAAAUUGUUUGCCGGUCCACAAAUCAAAAACGUUGCUUCGAUCGGCGGAAACCUGAUGACAGCCAGUCCAAUAUCUGAUUUGGUGCCGAUAUUGGUAAGUGCCAGGUCCGAGAUGGUCAUCGCAUCAACGGACGGAACGAGGCGAAGAGUUCUCGAUGGAAAGUUUUUUACAGGCUACAGAAAACUAUCCAUGCAACCGGACGAGAUUCUUCUCAAAGUCAGUCUGCCCUAUUCAAAUCAGAUGGAAUAUUACAGCAGUUUCAAGAUGUCCAGGAGGAGGGAUGAUGACAUUUCGAUCGUCAACGCUUCCAUGUACGUCAAAUUCAAAAGCCAAAUUAAGAACUGUGUCACUGACAAUGAUGACAAGAAGGUUUGCUUUGUUGUUGAUGACGUCAUAAUAGCUUAUGGAGGCAUGAGCACCACAGUUGUCGUGGCCAACAACACCAUGAACCUCUUGAAAGGAAAAGAAUGGAACGAUGAUUUAUUGAAUAUGGCUAUCUCAUCUCUAUCUGAAGAGACAUCCUUGAACUUGGGAGUUCCAGGUGGAAUGGAAGCCUACAGAUCUUCACUCACCCUUUCGUUUUUCUUCAAAUUCUAUGUCGAUGUUUGUUUACAGUUGCAGAAGGAUCACGUGAAAUACAACAACGAAUUCGACAAACCCAUUCUACCACCGUCACUUACUUCGCAUGAAGACAUCAACAUGGCACCGAAGUUUAAAGACGAGUUGAGCGUGGUAGGCAAGCCUAUUCUACACGAGUCUGCGUUUAAACACGCAACAGGGGAAGCGGCAUAUGUUGAUGACUUGCCUCAUUACAAAGAUGAACUGUUCUUGUCCUUUGUUUUGAGUUCAAAAGCUCACGCAAACAUUUUAAACGUUGACUACUCGGAAGCUUUGAAGUGUGAUGGAGUGGUGGGAGUUGUUGGUCCUGAUGACGUUCCUGGGUCUAACUGGUACGGCAAGCUGAUCAAAGAUGAAGAAGUCUUUUGUUCUAAGACUGUUGUCGCUCAGUAUCAACCAAUACUUGGGGUACUCGCGCAGACGAAGAGUCAGAGCAGAAAAGCUGUUCAAAAGGUGAAAGUUGAGUACGAAGAACUUACACCCAUUUUGUCAAUUAAGGAAGCCAUGGCUAACAAUUCUCUGAUAAAACCUUUACCGCCAUUAAAAAAUGGGGACCCACUGACUGUGAUGGAGGCUUGCGAGUUUGUGUUGGAGGAUGAAGUCAGUAUGGGUGGGCAGGAACAUUUCUACAUGGAGACGAAUGGGUGCGUCGUUGUUCCACAUGAAGAUGGGGGAGCUGAAAUUUGGAGCUCCACUCAGCAUUGCGAUGAUGUUCAGAGAGGUGCAGCAAGCGUAAUGGGAGUCUCCACGAGUAAAAUUUUGGUCAGAGUGGGAAGAGUGGGUGGAGGAUUCGGUGGUAAGGAGAACAAACCGCAGAUCCCAGCUCUGCCUGCCGUUGUUGCCGCUCACAAAUUCAAGCGUCCCGUUAGAUGUACGCUGGAUCGUGAUGACGACAUGCUGAUGACAGGAGGAAGACACCCAUACUACGCCAAGUAUAAAGUUGGCUUCACCAAAGAGGGUCACAUAGAGGCAUUAGUGGUUGAAAUGUUUGCCAAUUGCGGUUGUUUCUCAGAUUGCUCAGAAGCGGUCAUAGAGAAAGCAACUUUUCAGCUGGAUAACAUGUACCAUUUCAAGCACAUCCUCAUCAAGAGGUUCUUGUGCAAGACCAAUCUGCCAUCCAACACGGCCUUCAGAGGGUUUGGAACCCCACAAGCCACUUUCGUAUGCGAGACCAUUCUCGACCAUGUCGCCUCGCAUUUGAAACUAUCCACUGUAUCGAUUAGAGAAUUGAAUAUGUACAACGCCGGAGAUCAAACAAUGUACAAUCAAAUCAUGGAUUGUGAUGUUACUCUUAAAAAUUGCUGGCAACAAACCAAAGAACGUUCGGACUUUGAGAAACAACUGGAAGAAAUUGAAGAAUUUAACCGGAGUCACAGAUGGAUGAAAAGGGGCCUCAGUUUGAAUGGCAUUAAGUACGGUGUAGGUUAUUCAUUAGCUUGGCUACACCAGGCUGGAGCACUUGUCAAUGUCUUCAAGGAUGGAUCGGUUCUAUUAUCUCACGGAGGAACUGAAAUGGGUCAGGGUCUGCACACAAAAAUGAUUCAAGUGGCUGCAGAAGUUCUGCAGAUCAGCACCUCCAUGAUCCACAUUCACGAGACAAACUCUCACAUCAUCCCUAAUGCCAGUCCCACCGCCGCUAGUUCGAGUUCAGAUCUUUUCGGCAUGGCCAUUGUGUUGGCAUGUGAGAAAAUAAUCAGAAGGUUGCAGCCUUACAUCAAAUCAAAACCUGAGAGCGGCUGGAAGGCGUGGAUUGAAAGAGCUUACAUGGAUCGUGUUCAACUAAUGGCCACAGGAUAUUACAAGAAAGCAUUUUCUGAGUUCGACGUGGAAAAGAACAAGGGUCUCAUGUAUCACUAUUUCACUCUUGGCGUGGCUUGUUCGGUCGUACAAAUUGACUGCUUAACUGGAGCUCUUCAGCUUCUAAGGACGGACAUUGUGAUGGAUGUGGGUAAAAGUUUGAAUCCCGCUAUUGAUGUAGGCCAGAUUGAAGGUGCUUACAUGCAAGGAUUUGGUUUGUACACAAUGGAAGAUUUGAAGUAUUCAUGUGAUGGAAGGUUGUUAAUGAACGGACCAGGGGUUUAUAAAAUACCUUCUGUAUGCGACACCCCACGCAUCUUCAACGUUACGUUGCUUAAAAAUUCAAAAAAUCUCAAAGCUGUGUAUUCAUCAAAAGCAAUUGGAGAGCCUCCAUUGUUGCUGGCAAUUAGUGUUGUCGGAGCCAUUCGUCAGGCAAUAACAUCGGCCCGCAAAGACGCUGGUCUGUCUGAUAACUGGUUCAGGCUCGAUUCCCCAUUAACUUGUGAGCGGAUCAGAAUGGCUUGCACGGAUCAAUUCACAAAUAUGUAUAAAAAGAAAGAAGCAGAAAACUACAAGCCAUGGUUCAAAGAUAUUGUGUAAAGAAUCUAGAAUGCCAUUAUUGACAAUAAAUUCGCUUAUGUUGUGAAUUAUGAAAGAACAAAUGCCUGAAUGUAAUUUAUUUAUCAUUGAAAUUUUUUUUAAAACAGUUUAUCAAAAUUGUUUGUACAAUGAUUUUUGUCAUAUUAUUUAAUUUAAUUUAACAUACAAUGAGUUUAUUUGAAAUUGAAAAUGAUUCAUCCAUGAACAACACCAAAAGUUAUAAACAA